CCGUUAUAAUGGGUUUAGUGUUAGGCAUAAGUGUUGCUUAUGUGAUGAUAAGAGAUAAACAUCGACAUGAAUUAACUGAUUCGGUGCUCUUUGACACACAAUCCAUUCGUAAAAGCCUUAUGAAUGGUAUCGAUGCCAAUAGGAUUAGCGGUUGGCUUAAACAACUCACACAACAGCCCAUAACUGGCGAACAGCAAGUUAUAAAAUAUGAUUUGGCGAAUCAUGUAAUUCAUAAAUCGGGUGAAUGUGAAAAUGCAUUGAACGCACGAUUGGGUGAAAGGAAGUGUUACGAACAAAACCGACCAUUUUUAGCAUAUUCUAACUCAACCGGCAAUAAACCGGUGAAAGGAAUCCCUGUUUAUGUAAACUAUGGAAGGGCUGAAGAUUACGAUUAUUUGAAACAAAGUGGAGUCUCUGUUGCCGGACAUAUAGUGAUUGUCAGAUACGCAAAGAUUUUUCCCGCAAAUAUUGUUAAAUUGGCUGAAGAUAACAACGCUAUCGGGGCUAUCAUAUACUCUGAUCCCUAUGACUACACCGAUGGCAACUCAAACAAUACAUUUCCAAAUGGUGUGUAUUUACCGGAAUCUGGUGUCCAAAGAGGAACCAUAAGGUUGUCUGCCGGCGACCCACAAACACCAUUCUAUCCGUCAAUAAAAAGUGCCUACAGAUUGCCAAUAAAGGAGGUGAAAAUGCCACGAAUUCCAGCCCAAGCUAUCAGCUAUUCUGACGCACGAUAUAUACUGAAAGGCCUGAAUGGACCGAAAGCGCCCACUCAGUGGGUCGGAGGGCUGAACAUUACGUACAGCUUAGGGCCCGGAUAUAUAGACAACAGUUAUAUUGAACUCGAAGUGAAUACAUAUGUGAAGGAAACUGCAAUUCAUAACAUUAUUGGUGUGAUCACAGGCUGUACAGAACCCGACAGAUUUGUGUUGGUUGGCAACCAUCGCGACGCCGGCACUUUCGGUGCACUCGACCCACUCAGCGGAACCGCUUCUAUGCUUGAGUUGUCGGCAGCUUUUAUGAACACUAUUCGAACUAAGAAGUGGUGUCCGCGAAGAAGUAUUGUAUUCUGCAGUUGGGCUGCCGAGGAAUGGGGUCUCAUUGGAUCCACAGAAUGGGUAGAAGAAUAUCAAAAAUUACUUGCAUCUCAAGCGGUUGCCUACAUCAAUGUGGACAUUGCAGUCAAUGGCAACUAUAGCUUCCAGGCAGAGGCCGUUCCCCUUCUAUACAGCACUGUAUGGGAAGCAACUAAAGCGGUCUCUAAUCCUAAUGAGAACGAAGUGAAAGAAGGGUUGAAAACAGUUUACGAUUCAUACCUAAAACAUCGACCGUCCGAUUCAUUUGAUUGGAUUCAUUUACCAGACAUCAAAACUCCAGGUUCUGGUAGCGAUCACAUGCCUUUCCUCCACAUUUCUGGAGUUCCUGUCAUUAAUAUGUAUUACAAUUGCGACCACUCAACCCAUAUUAAGUGUUAUCCUCUCUAUCACACAAUGUAUGAAACAUAUGAUCUAAUGUCUAAUCUUACGGAUAUAGGAUUUAAAUUCAGUAAAGCGUUGACACAAAUAUGGGCUGAAAUGUUACGAUCCCUAAGCGAUAGUCCAAUGCUUCCAAUAAGCGAUUCACUUCAAUAUUACCCACAUUUCUUGCAUUCAGCUUUUGAUGACCUAAACAAUAGUAGUAAUCAUUUAUUUCGCAAAUACGACAUCAGUUUAGACUUUUUACAAGAAUCUAUAGACGAGUUUGAUUUGGCCAUCAAUUCCUUCAGCAAUAAACUCAAGCGAAUUGAUGAACAAAAUGCAUUACAACUGCGAAGAGUUAACGAUAUAUUGAUGUCAAUCGAGCGAACAUUCCUCGAACCCAAUGGCCUUCCUUUCCGUAAAGAUUACAAACAUAUUAUUUUAUCCCCAAAUGCUUUCGAUUCGUACAGCGGUUCCAGUUUUGCAGGACUUUAUCAUCUGUUGUGGGAAAUCACUCACAACUCUACACAAGAGUCACAACAAAAACUUUUGCCUCUAAUUAAACAACACAUAUCUGUAAUUGUGUUUCACAUCAAUGCCGCCAAAAAUCUUUUGAAACAAAGUUUUAACAAAUUUUAAUAUUCUCUUCAUAUCAUUGAUUCCCAAUAUCUAGUCA
Messenger RNA from Medioppia subpectinata, 2133 nucleotides. The record is from the annotation of a GenBank genome assembly. Lineage: Eukaryota; Metazoa; Arthropoda; Arachnida; Sarcoptiformes; Oppiidae.